Molecule: messenger RNA, 339 nt
Organism: Aspergillus welwitschiae
Lineage: Eukaryota; Fungi; Ascomycota; Eurotiomycetes; Eurotiales; Aspergillaceae
Exons: 2
Coding region: 1-339 (112 amino acids)
Source: RefSeq, a predicted model, not a curated record
AUGAUCUCCCUCUCUACCCUCCUCCUAACUCUAACUCUGACUCUCACCGCAACCGCCCAUCCCUCCGCAACCCACCAAAAACGCAGCGUGACAUGCCUCAAGGUCGGCGCCGCCGCAACAGCCACCUGGACCAACAGUGCCGAUCAAACCUGCACCUAUGUGGGCGUCGUAGGCAGUAAUUAUGGCGAGAAUAGUGAUGGCGAUGGGGAUGACCCCAACUGCGGAGCAGCAUUCAAGGCCGCAGAGGAUGAUUACUUGCUGGGAUUGGUGGAUGGGUGCUCGCAGACGAAUCCCACUAAUGCGGUGGUGAAGCCGACGGCGAGUCCGGUUUGCACUUGA